AUGCAUUCGUUGUUGUGCGACUUUGAGUACUUCCCCUGCGACCAAUGCCAGUUCAAGACGCUGUUUAAAAGUACGCUAAACAAGCACGUGACCGUAACACACGGCUCCGAUUGGUUCAAGUGCGACCAAUGCAAAUUCGAAACAAAAUACAAACAAAACUUGCAAAACCACCUUCUCACUAAACACAAUCACAAUCCUAAAUUGUUUGAAUGUGAUAAAUGUGGCCACAAAACUAAAACAAAGGCCACUCUGAUCAAACACCGAAAGCAUAAACAUGAAAACACACCAUUAUUCCACUGUGACAUUUGUGAUUACACCACAAAUGUCAACCGCAAUUUAAUUAAACAUUGUGAUGCGCGUCAUGCCACAGGUUAUCACAAAUGUAACAAGUGUGAUUUGAGCUUCGAGACGCGAUUUGAGCUCACAACGCACACAAAAAACGAACAUUUCAAGGUUAUUGUCAAAUAUCAAUGCCACCUUUGUGACUUUAAAACUAAUUCAAAGCUGGAAUUGGCCACACAUAAGAAAACCGAACAUUUGAAGAACGUUAAAUUGUAUGAGUGCCAACUUUGUGAUUUUAAAAGUGAGCAUAAGGGGAACUUCGGCAAUCACAAAUUGCAGAAACAUUCGGAUAAGUGGCUUAAGUGCGAACAGUGCGGUUAUCAAACGAAGUGGAAAAGCAGUUUGCUGAGGCAUGUGAGGACACAGCAUGGUUGA
Molecule: messenger RNA, 717 nt
Organism: Tribolium castaneum (red flour beetle)
Lineage: Eukaryota; Metazoa; Arthropoda; Insecta; Coleoptera; Tenebrionidae
Product: zinc finger Y-chromosomal protein
Exons: 1
Coding region: 1-717 (238 amino acids)
Biological process (GO): regulation of transcription by RNA polymerase II
Molecular function (GO): DNA-binding transcription factor activity, RNA polymerase II-specific; RNA polymerase II transcription regulatory region sequence-specific DNA binding
Source: RefSeq, a predicted model, not a curated record